Aphanomyces astaci is the source of this 816-nucleotide messenger RNA. RefSeq lists its product as hypothetical. The record is from RefSeq and is a predicted model, not a curated record. The coding region runs from base 1 to 816 and encodes 271 amino acids. Gene Ontology annotation, biological process: proteolysis. Gene Ontology annotation, molecular function: serine-type carboxypeptidase activity. NCBI's taxonomy places the organism in Eukaryota, Oomycota, Saprolegniomycetes, Saprolegniales, Verrucalvaceae. The transcript has 4 exons.
AUGUCUCCCUCGGGUACCAAUCUCCUUGCUUCCCGGCCAACGACUACGGCCGUGGCGACGCAAACGCCGAAGCGGUUUCCGAAGGCCGAUCGCUCCAUCAAACCCACAUCACAUCCAAAACUCCAGGCGAAUCCGUUUUACAUUGCCGGGCAGAGUUACGGGGGCCAUUACGUGCCUGCAGUCGCGGCGUACAUCCUUCAGUCCCAAGACGCCAACACCACUGCGUUUCGAAUCAAUUUACAGGACAUUACCAUUGGCAACGGACUCACAGAUACGGUCACCCAGUACCCCCUCCUUGUCAACAUGGUGGUUGAGAACUCGUACAACAUCACGCUAGUGUCCCCCGCUCAACUCGAGAAAAUGCAAAACGAUGCCGUGCACUUAGUAGCUCUUGUGGCCCAAUACGACUUUUGGGACGCCAACCUGUGCGAGCCAGACGUAUAUGACGAUCUUGGCGGGGCGAAAACGACUUUGUUUUUGAACCAACCGUGGGUGCAGCAGCAACUCCGCGUCCACAAACCGUACGCGAUGAGCAACGCAACGGUCCUGGAGGACUUCGCCGUCGACGAAGAAAAGGACGCCGUGCACUUUGUCGCGAGUGUCCUCGCCCGGGGUUGCGGGAAGCUCCAGUGCUCGGGCCACGAUGGCUUCAAUGCCGCGAACGUGACACCAUUCGUGGUCAAUGGAAACGUAGCUGGAACCGCGAAUGAGCAUACCUUUGUGCGAGUGUUCAACUCGGGCCAUUGCAUGCCACGAGACCAACCGGCGGUGUCGGCCGCCCUCAUCAAUCGAUCCCUCCAGAAUGGAACGCUGUAG